Messenger RNA from Physella acuta, 814 nucleotides. RefSeq lists its product as uncharacterized. NCBI's taxonomy places the organism in Eukaryota, Metazoa, Mollusca, Gastropoda, Physidae. The record is from RefSeq and is a predicted model, not a curated record.
UUACGUUAGUCGCUUUCCUGCUGCUUAGUGGGUGUCAAUUCGGAAUGAGAAUGAUUACCAGUCUUUGUAUUUUCGGCAUUUUCGCUAUUCAGCUUAUUACAGUAGUGGAAAUGCAAAAAAAAGAGUGUAACUUUCACGGGAAAUUUUUUAAGCAUGACCAAGUAACUAAGCUUUGGUUUCCGUUCGAUUUGUGUAAUGAUUACAGAUGUGAUAAUGGACAAAUGAAACCGUUAUCUUACAGCUGUCUACAUGAUGGAAAAUGCCUCAAAAUAGGAGAGCGGUUUGAAAAAUCCUGUUGUACUUUAGAGUGCAUGCAGAAACAAGGAGACAUAAAAACCUAUACAACAAUCAGACACGUCGCUGUCGGAUGCCUAGACAGCAACAAUCAAUGUCACAAACACGGUGAAAAGUACCGCGUGCCAAUCACUGAGGAUACGUUUCAAGAGUGCACCUGUGAAGGCUUACUUGAAAAUACCGAGGGCAUAAAUCGCUGUGGAAACACUCAAAAGGGUUGCAAAGUUAACGAUCGUUUUUAUGUUAAUGGCGAAACAUUUGAAAACCCUAAGGGUAUUCCAUGUAGUGUUUACACAUGUUAUAACGGAAAAGUCACACCCAUAAGACAUAGAUGCAUUGGCAUCGGCGAUACGUGCCACGAAGUCGGUGAAAAAAACUUCAUUACGUUUUGGCCUCAUAAUAAAAAACAAAGAUGUGACUGUGCAAAGGGCGGAAAGGGGGCCGGAAUAACAAAUUGUAAAGAAGUAUAAACCACGUGACUGGAUUAAAAAUGUGAUUGUACACGUGGCAAAUUGGGACC